AUGACAACCAAAAGGUUUCUGACCACACUCGCUCGUCGACCGCCGAUGAGGAGGUCAAAGAACCUACAUUGGAACAGGACACCUACGAAUACUUCAGACAACCAUUCUGUCCACGAAGCUCAUAUGUCUACUUUACCAAAGGACACUGCUACUGCAACUUCACAUAUUGAUAUUUUGCCAGACAGUGUCGCAGAAAGUGAGCCCGUUAAAAAUGUCUCUGAUCAAGAGCUGCUGUUAAUCAACCGUUUCGAUAAUAAGAAUUCGGACAAGUUUCCCAGCACCGAAGCCAUGAAACAGAGAAGGACAAAGCUGUUUCUCAAAGAAUUUGCUUCAAUCACUAGACGUCCAUUAAAGUCUCGGAAACGUGAACUUACCACCUUGGAUCUUGAGGAAUUUGAAGCAGCGGAGGAACAGAAGAAAAAAAUCAAGUUACGUUCUGUACAAGCAGUCAAUAAAAUUAGAACUUUAUAUUUUAAGACUGCUAUCACCAAUAAUACAGACGUUCGAGAACGAAAACUCUUUUCGGAAGCAUUUGAGAAAGAACUACAAAAUCUUUUGAAGAUGCAAGUUUUUGACACAUCAAUCUCCAUUCCUAGAAAUCAAGUCCCAGCUAACCGAAUUAUACCUCUUCAGACUAUAUUUACGGUGAAGCGUGAUGGGACUCAUAAAGCUCGUAUUGUUUGCCGAGGGGACAAACAAACGGAAGCCACCUACAGUAACUAUCAUACAGAUCUUCUUCAAAUUGAUACUUUGAAAUUGUUCCUGAUGAUAGCCAAUAACCGUAAGAUGUGGAUACAGACUUUAGAUAUAAAUCAUGCAUUUUUGUAUGCUGAUUUACGGGAGGAGAUAUAUGUUCCACUUCCACACGAUAGGAGAUUUGUGACACCGUUAAAAAAGGCACUUUACGGUUUAAAACAAAGUCCUAAGGAAUGGAAUGAGCAUCUAAAAAAAUUCCUGAACAGUAUUGAUCUGGAUGACUCCAGACAUACGCCAGGUAUAUUCAGAAAUCACGAUUAUAGCAUCAUGAUAGCUGUAUAUGUAGAUGACUGUGUCAUAGCUGCUAAAAGUCAGGAACUUCUAGACGAGUUUGGUUCCACCUUAAGAAACAGAUUUGAGCUUAAAAUUAUUGGAAAAAUGAAUCAAGGCAUUCUACGUACAGAUGUACUAGGAAUGGACCUUGAUUAUAAUAUUGAUGAAGGUAAAAUCAGCCUAUCAUUGCAAUCUUACAUUGAAAGUAUUGAAAAUGAUUGGCUUGAUAAAAUUAGUCAUAUUAAAACUACUUCUAUUCCACAUGUUUCAUCCUAUGAACACAACAUCAAAAACAUUGAUUCUAUGGACACUAAAACAAGAUCUAAAAAGAUCAAUGAACUGCAGAAGAUAAAUGGCGUGAUUAACUAUAUUAGAUCUAGAUGUAGAUAUGAUAUAGAGUUCGCUGCCAAUAAACUGGCCAGGAGUGUGAACUUUCCAGCAGACAACGUUUUUUACAUGGCUGAUAAACUUAUGAACUAUAUUUUCCAAACUAAGUCAGAAAAAAUUGUGUUCACAAGAGAAACCACUGAUAACCCGGCCAUAACUCUGCUAUCUGAUGCCUCACUGGGUACGGAACAUGACAUGAAGUCCAGAAUGGGCAUAAUGUUAUGGUAUGGAGAGAACCUCUACAAAGUCAUUUCAAGAGCCUCCUCAGCUGUCAGAAACUCAUCUACUGAAGCUGAACUGGACGCUAUCUAUGAAGGAUCUAAAGAGGCAUAUUAUCUAAAAAAGAUUUUAGAAGAAAUGAACCUACAAAAAGAUCCAACUGUCAUUUCCAUUACAGACAGCAAACCUAGUAUUCAAUAUCUAAAGAACAAUUAUAACUCCAACAGAAGAGAUAGAUUCCUGGAUUUGAAACUAGCUAAACUCGAAGAACGGAUACGAGCAGAUGACUUACUAAUAUAUAAAAUUGCUGGCACUGAUAACAUUGCUGAUGUUUUAACCAAACCGGUUAGUUGUGAAGACUUUAAGAAACUAAGAUCUUCGAUGCAAAACAAACUGACUCCCAAAGAUAUUCUUACGAUAACUGACCCAGGAGAAUUUCAUAGUCCAUCAAGUUCUAUAUCGACAAUCAGUUAA
Molecule: messenger RNA, 2109 nt
Organism: Tetrapisispora phaffii CBS 4417
Lineage: Eukaryota; Fungi; Ascomycota; Saccharomycetes; Saccharomycetales; Saccharomycetaceae
Exons: 1
Coding region: 1-2109 (702 amino acids)
Source: RefSeq, a predicted model, not a curated record